AUGUCCAGGCGUCAGGGCUUCGGUCGAGGCGGCAAUAACAAGAACCCGCCCAAUCCACCCAAAGCCAACAACGGUGCUCAAACACCUCCAGCAGUAUACCAGCCACAGCCCCUUGCUACAGCCUCUGCCGUUCCUCAGUCGUCCUCGGUCGCGUCUAAUCUCACCACGGAUGUUGUCCCUAACAAUGAAGACGCCCCGAAGUACUUUUUCCAGGAGAAAUACGCCCCCUUGAACGUGAAAGGAAACUUUCUAACUCUCUGCGCUUGUCCGAAAAAUGUCGAGCUGGGCGAGUGGCUUGCUCAUCAGAUUGUUGAACAAUAUCGUCUACUUCACGGCAUGUUACAAGUGAUUCAGGAAGUGAACACUGUGACUGGUCUCCCCCUAUGCAAUGAGAACACUUGCCCGACAAUGUCUGCUGGACGACUCACCUACACCUGGCUCGUUGAUGGGCGUGCUGCCAAGAUCUCGGCACCCAAGUUUAUCAAUCGAGUUGAGAAAUGGAUUGUCAGCAAGAUUCAUGACCCGGUCAUGUUCCCCACGGAACCAAUCCAGGGCGCACCGCAUACCUUUGCUUCUGGCGAUGUGGCAACUCCCCCAGCAAGCACACCAAUCCCGGCCGGUCCCACCAACUUGAAUGCGUCCUUGACUACACUUACUGGCCAGGAUUGGAUCGGGAAAUCCAGCGGGUUCCCCCCUACCUUCUACAAGGAUUGCCAAGGUAUCAUGAAGCAAAUGUUCCGCUGCUACGCCCACUUGUACCAUGGCCACUGGCUGGAUCCGUUCUGGCACAUCAACCGCCACGAAAUGUUGAACAUGUGCUUUGUCCACUUUGUCACAGUCGCCAAGUACUACAAGCUUGUGGCUGAGAAGGAGAUGGAGCCCAUGCAACCACUCAUCGAUCUGUUUAUCAAGCAAGAGAAGAUUCCCCCGGAGGCCAUCGCUGGUCAUUGGGUCUCACAGGAGGCCGCGGGUACGCCGGCAGCAGCACCUGCAGCUAAUCCACCCGCCGCUUGA
Messenger RNA from Talaromyces rugulosus, 1014 nucleotides. RefSeq lists its product as uncharacterized. Gene Ontology annotation, biological process: positive regulation of protein phosphorylation; cell division; signal transduction. The record is from RefSeq and is a predicted model, not a curated record. Gene Ontology annotation, cellular component: cytoplasm; nucleus. Bases 1 to 1014 code for a protein of 337 amino acids. Lineage: Eukaryota; Fungi; Ascomycota; Eurotiomycetes; Eurotiales; Trichocomaceae. The transcript is spliced from 3 exons. Gene Ontology annotation, molecular function: protein kinase activator activity.